CAGGAAGGUUUUGAGAGACUUCAUUAGAUGUGUUUAACGAAGUAACCUCUGGACUAGACCAAGGCGGCGGCCGUAAAUGCUAACCACAGAUUCUCCUUGACCAUGGAUUCCUUGUUAGGCAAGCUGUUCGCAUCAACAUUCAUUCUACCGUUCACUGCUGGAAAUUACCGUAGACGACAGAAUGGAUCCUGGUAUUAUGAUUGUACCAUUUCGUCCCGCGUUCUGUUUCUGAUCGUUCUUGCAACAGUGAUAAUAUUCUCCGCCACCAAAUGGAUACCAACCCAUAUGGAUCUCCGAUUGGGAUUUGUCCUAAUUCUUUUGUCCUUACUAAUGGUUUCUGGGGUGAUUGGCAGCUAUAUUAUGGGAUGCCUUGUUCGGAAACAAGGCCUCCAAUCCGUUGUUGUUGCACGACGAAACUCAAAUACAAUGAAAGUUCAAGUGAUAUUUCUGUGGAUUUUCGGUCUGACAUCAGGAUUGUAUUGUGCGUUUUUUAUCGGGAAGCAGAUCGAGUGUUCAGUAUAUACCUCUGGAGGAUUUUAUUGGGACGUUUUAUUUUGUUUCAAUAUCUUAUUGAUCUAUUGCCUUUUUUCCCAACUGCUUUUCAUAACGUACUUUUCAUCAUUCAAACUGAAACAGACUAUUUUGGUGAAUAACGUUAUGUUAAUGUUGCUAACCGCAACUAUAUCUGUGAUGUUGUACAUAUAUAUGAUGAGCGAUACAAUGUCGUAUUUGAUUAACAUUGACUAUGAAGAUAAUUUAAUUUCCUGCUUAAAAACCAAUACCACAAUGACUUUUCUUAGGGUUAAGUUACGGGAAUUUGUACAUCCAGUAUAUAUGGAGUAUUGUCUUUUUUCAGCAACAAUUAUUCUUGAGAUAUGGUCACCCACGGAAACGUAUUACCCUUUUAUCGGAUCACCGUACAUAGAGAGAGGUACCAGGAACUCGACAAUACUGCCUGAUAACCUCACAUCAGUUGAGAAUCCUAUUUCGGAAAAUCAAGGAAGAAGGAAGUUGUACCAUUUGAUAACACUGGCUGUGAGUUUAACAACAGGUCUCGGUCUUGUUGUGUGUUACGUCGUUAUGGCAUUGGACAUAGGAAAUUUAGAAAGCAUUGGAUACGUUGCUGAAGUAUAUGAAUUUACUCUAAAACUUGUAAUGAUGAUUGUGAUACUUGCUGGAUUCUUUUGUUUGGUAAAUUACUGUACUCCUGACAGUUCAGCGAAAGGUUUGAAAUCUCGGGAGUAUGUGUAUUUGCUAUCGGCGUUUGGUAUGAUCAUGAUGCAUACGUUGCAAGUGAUAGUAGGCGACGUGUCUUCCGAUUAUGCAGCAAAUAUAUAUAUAUGUCUACAAAUAUCCUUAGCGUUUUCCAAGAUUAUAUCCAGGUCGUAUUUUUAAUGUAUGCAAACCGUUGUAAAAAAUAUGACCGUCAGUCAAAUGGCGCUUUUCUUGAAUCAAUUCUUAUGUUUAUCAUGAUAAGCAACCUCAUCCUCUGGUUUAACGAUAGUUUUCUUCUUUCUGAACUUUCGAGUACACGGAUAUUAAAACAUAACAAACUACCAAAGGAAAUAUUUCAUUUUAUGUAUAACGUUUUACUGCCCAUGUCAAUAUACUUUCGUUUCACUUCUUUUAUGGAAUAUUACGCAACAUUUGGUAAAUAUACAUCAUAGAGAAAUAUUUUUAGAAAGCUUGUGUGACAGAAAUUAUAAAAUUAAAAUGCCAGAUUCUUGCUUGAUGAUAUGUAAUAAAAAGAUACUUUAUCUUAAAUCCAAAUAAUUUUAAUGUAUACAUAUAUAUAUAAUUGUUGGACAUUUUUGGGAAAGGAAUCUGUUUCAUUGGAAAAAAGUACAAUGGUUUUUUGCUUUGUUUAGUGUGUUUGUUUCCCGGAUUACGAUAGGAAAUUAAAAGUUCUACUGUAUUAAAUAUAAAUAAUACAUAACUUUCAGAGUUAUACAAUGAGGCGUGUACAUUUAACUCUGGUGGCACCAUUUUAGCCUUAACUCAGCUAAAACUGGGACCAGUUGGUUGUACAGCGCGUAAAGUCCUAGCAACAGAUAAGGUCAUUGAAGGACGAACUGUGAACAGUAUCAUACAGUCUAUAAUAUAUUUGGUUAAGCAUGAAACAUACAUCUUAUUAAUUUAUUUGAAGGUUAUAUCCUUAUAUACGUUUAAACCGUUAAUACGUAACGUGUUUUAUUUAUAAAUACGUUCGUUUUAUACAAUGUUGCAAAAGAGACUGACGGUGUAUUAAUUGGUUGAUAUACUGCAUUACUACCUGCACGUGACCUUUGACCGGACAAGACAUGAAGGCACGAUGUAUAGUGACGUCAUAUGCAAGAUGUACAUGCAGUGUGGCCUAAGUACUGAUUCAAACCUGUGUAAAACUUGAGUGUUCAGUCAAAAUUUGAACUUUAUUUAAUUCUAAAACUUUGAAAGACACUACAUAAACCCUAUGUGUUUCAAAUUUUAAUUGUUUACAAAAAUAAAACACGAUACGAAAAUCAAUCGUUUUGAGGCCUUUAGAGUCUAUUUACUUCUUUUUAUCUUCUAUUUUCUUACAAUGAUUCAUUUCAGGUCGAGUUCAUUAGUGUCCAUCGGUGUAAUUUAACGUUCGUUAAUUAUACAGCUGAACAUUGUAAUCUUAAUGCAAAACCGUAUGCAAUAGUUGUGAAUAUGAUACUGUGUAAAAGGCCACAUUUGUUGCAUAUCAUGAAUUGUGUUUAUUAAAUGAGGUGUUAUGUAGCUAUUUAAUUAUGUUGAUGCAAAAGUUAUCAGGUUUACUUAAAUUUGCGGGGUUUUAGUUUCCUGCAUCGCUGUAAACAGUAAAAACAACCAACUACAAUUAAUUAGCUUGGUUCAUAUUUCGCACAUGUAUACAGCCAAAGAAUAACUCGAAAAUAAAACCCUCCAAAAUUUGAUGUGAUUUAAUCUUCUUCAAACCUACUUUUAACUUGAUUUUAACCUAUGCUUUAAAAAUAAAGACUUGACA
Messenger RNA from Mizuhopecten yessoensis (Yesso scallop), 2986 nucleotides. RefSeq lists its product as uncharacterized. The transcript is spliced from 2 exons. The record is from RefSeq and is a predicted model, not a curated record. Bases 103 to 1395 code for a protein of 430 amino acids. Lineage: Eukaryota; Metazoa; Mollusca; Bivalvia; Pectinida; Pectinidae.